Messenger RNA from Polypterus senegalus (gray bichir), 2068 nucleotides. Its product is annotated as cytochrome b5 domain-containing protein 1-like. The coding region runs from base 203 to 850 and encodes 215 amino acids. The record is from RefSeq and is a predicted model, not a curated record. Lineage: Eukaryota; Metazoa; Chordata; Cladistia; Polypteriformes; Polypteridae. The transcript has 4 exons.
GCAGCGAAAGUCUUGCCGUCACUCCAAAUCCCAGGAUGCUCCGGGUGACGCCAGUCUGCGUUUCCAGAGGAACGGCGACGCGUUGCAUCAACACAAGUGUUCUCCGCUCUUCGACUCCGACUUUCCGAAAGUUCGUCUGCUGUGAUUUCCUUCGACGCACUAGAAAGCCGCAACUACUAAGUAAAUAUUAUUGAACGGAGCAAUGGGUCGACCGAAAUACUUCACUCCCAACGAGGUGUCGAGGCACAACUGUCUCAACGAUCUCUGGGUUUCCUAUUUGGGUGAAGUAUAUGACCUUACACCCUUGCUGAAAGAGAAUAAAGGAAAUGUUUCCCUGAAACCUAUAAUUGAAUCUGCAGGAAAAGACAUAAGUCACUGGUUUAACCAAAAAAGCAAAGAUAUCCGGACGCAUAUUGACCCAAUGACUGGCUGCAAAAAAUACUACAUCCCCAACGGUCGACUUCUGCAUGUGCCACCUCCCUGCCCACGCACAGACUGGGCAACUGACUUUGGCUGCCCCUGGUGGAAAGAUAACCAAUAUUAUAUCGGCAAAUUAUCAGCCAAGACCAGAUUCAUACGGAUUAUAAACACAUUGACUUCACAGGAGCAAACCAUUGAGGUCUGCUCUGAAGAGAACAUGAUGGAGAUAUUGGAAAGAUAUCUAAAGUACAACGCUCAUGCAGCCAGCUACACGUGGAAGUAUAACAAUGUUAAUCUGGAUAUGUCCCAGACUCUAGCAGAGAAUGGAGUGGAGGACGAGGAUGAGGAAUUCUAUACCCUGCGUAUGGACAGGGAUUGCUGGGCUCCCGCCAUCCAUUUAUACUUUAAUGAUGACCUCACAGAACUCUAAGCAGUAUUUUUUCUUCUUGAAGCACUUUGCAGUCAUCUUACUUAGGAUUAUAAUAUUAUGUGCCAUGUGAUGACUACCGAAGCAACACUGCAGGAGUCCGCUACUUACGUCUGUUUGUUCACUCUUUGUUAGCAUGAAGCAGAUAGUAGAAGACAUUUUAGAUUAUUCAGGGCCUUCAAAUGACAUACAGCAGCUAUUCGUUCAUUCUAAACAAUGUUUUUUAUCAACUGGAAUACAUUAUGUCAAAAUUAAAAAACUUCCACAUUUUAAUGAUAAAGUAUUUAUUAUAAAUAAUAUUUAAGACCUCAAGAAUCACACCAUGUAUUUUUUGGUCAAAGUACCUUAACCUAACCAUGAAAUGUCCUGUCUCUGUCACUUACUGUUCAGAAUGUAGUACCCCGUAACGAGGUUGUGGUGACAUCUCAGUCGCCGAUCGGGUUCAGCAUGUGUCCUCACAUAUUUGAGAUGUCUGCACUCCGUGCACUGUUUUUAGACACUCACUUUAGUGAUUUAAGUUUGCUUUGCCUUCUGUAACAGUCCCUUUAAGUAAUGUAAUGCAUUUCACUGUAGAUGAAGUUUGUGCGUUUAUUCACAGUGUCCGUUUACGACCAGUAAACUUUGAAUUGACGUGAAGUGCAGACUAAGUAGUUAGCAGAAAAUGGUGUCCUGCACAGCAUUAAACAGUGGCAAGAAAAAUGAAAACAUGAUUAUACAAGACAGUUUUCUCAGUUUUUUCCUUUUGGGUAAGUACGAUACAAGCAAAUAUACAGCAUGCCUCGUCCGUUUUGAUGUUGUCACUGUGUAUGUGAAUCCUUUUUAAGUGUUUUGCUGGUACAGUAGUUGGAAAAAUCGCGUGAAGCCAAUCUGUCAGCCUCUUUUUGGUUCCUGAUGUUCUGAAGAAAAGUGGGAUAUGUGACAAUAGCUUCAUCUCAUAUUAGGUACAGCACCUUAACCCAUCUCAGCUGAAAUCCAAAGACGACUCUGAAAUUAUCACUGAAAGCUGCAAUUUUUAUACACAAACAAUCUCAGAAUAAAAAUAUUGAGAGCCUUGUCUGUUUAUUAAAGAAGACGUCAUGGCUGUCAGUGCUUCGUUGGGAUAAUCCUGCGCUUAUAUGCACUCAGACGAUUUAUAGCUCCGGCUUGUGACGUUUCGCCUUUCCACUUCAGCGUGUUCACGUGGGUUUCCGGUUGGACUAUUCAGAAAAAUGCAAGAUCGCU